AUGGAAGUUUUGGAUCUCAGUGAUAAUUGGAUAGAGGAUACAUUUCCGACAUGGUUGGGAACACUCCAAGAACUAAAAGUUCUUGUUUUGAGGUCAAACAGAUUUAGGAAUCUUUUGAAUAUUCCUAAGGGAACUCGCCUCUUUCCCAAGUUACACAUUUUGGACCUCUCCAACAACAACUUUGGCAGUCCCUUGCCAGCCAACUUGAUUGUGAACCUUCAAGCCAUGAUGGAUAGUGAAAAUGGGCAAGAAAAAUCACUGUAUAUGAACUCGUCGUUUUAUGAGAAUUCCAUUACCAUGACCAUGAAAAGGCGAGAGAUUGAGCUAGUGAAGAUCUUAACUGUUUUCACAACCAUUGACUUGUCAUGCAACUCUUUCCAAUCGGAUAUCCCAGGAGUCAUUGGACGUCUUCACUCUCUCAUAGGGCUUAACCUUUCUCAUAAUCACCUUACAGGUUCCAUCCCUCUUACUCUAGGGAACUUGACUAAUCUUGAAUGGCUUGAUCUUUCUUCAAACAAGCUCAGUGGAGGAAUUCCUAGAAAAUUGGGAGAUUUGGCAUUCCUUGGGUGCUUAAACCUCUCAAAGAACCAACUCACUGGUCAAAUUCCUCAAGACAAGCAAUUGAGUACAUUUUCAAGUGACUCGCUUGGUGGGAAUCCAGGCUUAUGUGGAACUCCAUUGCCAAAAGCAUUCCCUGGCGAUGCUCAACCUCCUCAACCAUUGCCCUUGUCAACUUUCGACCACCAAGGGCAUGAGGGUUGGUUUAAAGCAAUAUGGAUAGGUUACGCAUCCAGAAUUGUAAUCGAGAUUUCCAUAUCAUACAUUGUAUUUAAAACGGGAAGGCCCAAAUGGCUCUUGUGA
Molecule: messenger RNA, 861 nt
Organism: Eucalyptus grandis
Lineage: Eukaryota; Viridiplantae; Streptophyta; Magnoliopsida; Myrtales; Myrtaceae
Product: receptor-like protein 33
Exons: 1
Coding region: 1-861 (286 amino acids)
Molecular function (GO): protein binding
Source: RefSeq, a predicted model, not a curated record